Messenger RNA from Synchiropus splendidus (mandarinfish), 2581 nucleotides. It is a transcript of the gene sar1aa, whose product is annotated as secretion associated, Ras related GTPase 1Aa. Lineage: Eukaryota; Metazoa; Chordata; Actinopteri; Syngnathiformes; Callionymidae. Gene Ontology annotation, molecular function: GTP binding; GTPase activity. Gene Ontology annotation, cellular component: endoplasmic reticulum exit site; COPII vesicle coat. The transcript is spliced from 7 exons. Bases 425 to 1021 code for a protein of 198 amino acids. Gene Ontology annotation, biological process: vesicle organization; endoplasmic reticulum to Golgi vesicle-mediated transport; intracellular protein transport. The record is from RefSeq and is a predicted model, not a curated record.
AUAUCCCUUGAUUUCGUUCAAAAAAUCAUUACAUUUUCAGCCACUUUCUACUUAAAUUAUGAAUCAUUCUUGGUGUGUAAACCAUUUGUGAAGCUCCAUUUUUCUCUAUAUGUAAGCUUUUAAAAGAGUACAAAGCUAUGCAUAUCUGAAUAUCUGAAGAUGUGUGUUUAAUUACAAAAAUAAAAAUAACUUCCUGUUGAGUGUUAAUACUGUUUUACAUAAUUGUUUAUUUUAUUUAACAUUAUCUAACUGAACCUUGCGAUGGUGUGCCUCUCCGUUCGUCCACCAAAAGAAGGUGGCGCUAAUGAGGCAGUGUGGUUGCAUUAAAACGAGACGAAGAAAAACUCCGAGUGACUGUUUCCAAGGAGACCGCUGAUUCCAUUAAUGCGUUGCGGCUAAGUCUGCGAGGGUGGAAGCAACAAGAAUGUCAUUUUUAUUUGACUGGAUAUAUAAGGGCUUCAGUAAUGUUCUGCAGUUUUUAGGUUUGUACAAGAAGUCGGGAAAGUUGGUGUUUCUUGGCCUUGACAAUGCUGGGAAAACAACACUGCUGCACAUGCUGAAAGACGAUCGACUCGGGCAGCAUGUUCCCACACUGCAUCCUACAUCAGAAGAGUUGUCAAUAGGUGGUAUGACGUUCACUACAUUUGAUCUGGGAGGUCAUGUUCAAGCUCGUAGAGUUUGGAAGAACUACCUACCAGCCGUGAAUGGAGUGGUCUUCCUGGUGGACUGUGCAGACCAGGACAGACUCCUUGAAUCAAAAACAGAGCUUGAUGCUCUUCUUGCAGAUGAAACCAUCGCUAAUGUUCCUGUAUUGGUACUGGGGAACAAAAUUGACCGCUCUGAAGCCAUCAGUGAAGGAGGAUUGCGUGGAGCACUGGCUUUGGAUGGACAAGUGACUGGAAAGGGAAAUGUGUCCCUGAAGGAGCUGAACUGUCGCCCCCUGGAGAUAUUCAUGUGCAGCGUGCUGAAGAAACAAGGCUAUGGUGAUGGAUUCCGGUGGCUCUCGCAGUACAUCGACUAAAUCACACACUUUCUUCAACACACACACACACACAACAACAGUGAAAUUCUUGUUGGUGAUAUUCUCAGUUGGACGUUCUGAAAAUGGAGACUUGGGCACGCUUGCCUGUUUCGUUCCCACACGUUCUCACAACUGAAGUUAUGAACCCAUAACUUCAAACUUGUCAGUUCAUUAAUGUGACCUCUCCAGUAUUAGUUGUAGUCCAUAAGCCUGAACCAUGUCACUCACUGGCUCACUUAUCGUCUGAAAUAGAUAAUGGGAAUGCAAAUGCAUGUGUAACCAACUCAUCCUCUGCUGUGACACCACGAGGUAGUUCUCUGUUAUUUUUAAGGGGGCCAUAUUGUGCAACUUAUUUCCUUCUGUACUGGAGUAUCACUCUUGUAGAGUAGCUUUUCAUCAAAAUUAAUUUUAAAUGUUGAUAUUUUCAAACUUAUGUCUACUUUACCUUACCCUACAAAAUGGGCGGCUUUUGUGAGACACUCUCUUUUUUGUUGAGAGAGCGACAUGUACUUCAAAAAUGGCCGAUGCGCCAUUCCUAUGAGUCCUUGUUGCUUCCUCCGGAUCAAAAAUAUCAAUCACCAAGGAAUUUGGUGUAACGUCAAAAGCGGACUGCGUCACACAGCGCCGUUUCAUCUAGCUAGUACUAGAUAAUUCUUAACUUUGGAACAGCAUUAGAGGGCCCCUUUAAAGAAAUUAAGUGAUGUCAAGUUCAUUUAACUAGAAAAAAAACGCACAUACAUAAUCAAAUCUAUUUAUUUAUGUUAUUAUGCAUCUGACGUUUAUAGCUAUGAACUAGAAGUGCUUCAUUUUUUUUACAAUUUCAUUAUUUGUGGAUAUUUAUUUAUUUAUUUGAUAAGCUUCAGGUCUAUGCUUUAUUUUAUUUAUGUUGCGGUAAAAAUGUUCUAUUGAAGAAAUGUAGACAGAUUUUGUUUUAAUAAGGACAAGCAAAUAGAAAAACCUGUACUGUAUAGAAUACGACACGUUGACUGUUGACUUAAAUUGCUGAUAUUAUUUUAAACAUCCCACUUAGAAACAUACAGUAAGUUCAUAUUCAGUCAGUCUUAGAAACACACCUCCCUUCGGAAUACUGCUUCCAUUCUAUUAUUCUAAAAUGCGGAUGCAGACAAUGGUCAUAAACCUUUGAGAAAACCAUUUCAGAAGCCGCUCAAAAAUGGACAUAUAUUCACAAUGUAUUCACAUGUAUUUUUUUUCUGAUGGAUUGGAAAAUGGGCUCCCUAAUGAACAUCACCGAACGAUAAUCUCUUUGUUGAAGAGCAUGAAUGAUGAGUCAGCAUGUGGGCAGAGCCACGGUGCACUUGGUGACUGUCAGGAGCAACAUGAGAGUGCACACACGCUCAGAGAAUACCUUGUAUUACAUACCUCAGCAUGUUCAUUCUGUUUCGUUUAUGCUGUCACAUGUUUACCCUCUCAUGUGAAGACAGAUCAUAGUGUUUAUUUUAUGAACUGUAAAUGAUGUAUACUCUAGACGUUUAUACAGUGAACUAAAAGUACAUAUAUAUAUAUAUAUAUAUAUAUAUAUAUGUGAGUGUGUGUGUAUUA